Messenger RNA from Biomphalaria glabrata, 3773 nucleotides. Its product is annotated as erlin-1-like. The transcript is spliced from 13 exons. Gene Ontology annotation, molecular function: cholesterol binding; ubiquitin protein ligase binding. Gene Ontology annotation, biological process: SREBP signaling pathway. The record is from RefSeq and is a predicted model, not a curated record. NCBI's taxonomy places the organism in Eukaryota, Metazoa, Mollusca, Gastropoda, Planorbidae. Gene Ontology annotation, cellular component: endoplasmic reticulum membrane; endoplasmic reticulum. Bases 148 to 1137 code for a protein of 329 amino acids.
UCAUGAUUUUAGAAAAACAGUAGCUUCCGUGUUUCUCAUUAGUGACAGAUCAUCUUAAAACUAUUGACAAACACCAACAUUUGUCCUUCUGUCCACUAAAUCUAGAACUAGAUCUUUGCAAGGCAAAAUAAAAUAAAUUUUCGGAUCAUGGCCCAACCAGCUGCUGUGUUUAUGGUGGUUGGUGUAAUUGUAUUAGCAAUAUUUAUCAAUUUUUCUAUUCAUAAAAUAGAAGAAGGUCAUGUGGGUGUUUAUUACAGGGGUGGUGCUCUUUUGUCAUCAACAAGUGAACCAGGAUAUCACUUCAUGUUGCCUGUUCUUACAUCAUUUCGCUCAGUACAGACAACUCUGCAGACAGAUGAGGUGAAGAAUGUUCCAUGUGGUACAAGUGGUGGUGUUAUUAUAUACUUUGAAAGAAUUGAAGUUGUAAAUAAGCUUGACUCCUCAGCAGUUUAUGACAUUGUGAAGAAUUACACUGCAGACUAUGAUAAGACUUUGAUUUACAAUAAAAUUCAUCAUGAGUUGAACCAGUUCUGUAGUAGCCACAAUCUUCAAGAAGUCUAUAUAGACUUAUUUGAUCAAAUUGAUGAAAAUCUUCGUAAAGCUUUACAAUCAGAUUUGUAUGAGAUGGCUCCAGGACUUACAGUGCAGGCUGUCCGUGUCACCAAACCCAAAAUUCCAGAGCAAAUCCGUAAAAAUUAUGAAGCUAUGGAAGGAGAAAAAACAAAGCUUUUGAUUGCAAUCCAAAAACAGAAAGUUGUAGAGAAAGAAGCAGAAACCGACAGAAAGAGAGCCAUUAUUGAGGCAGAGAAAGUGGCCCAGGUUUCUAAAAUUCAAUGGGAGCAGAAAAUUAUGGAAAAAGAGUCAGAGAAAAAAAUGUCUGAAAUUGAAGAUUUAACCCAUCUAGCCAAAGAAAAGGCUAAAGCAGAUGCAGAGUUUUACAAAGCUGAAAAGGAAGCAAUGUCGAACAAGCUCAAGUUGACCAAAGAAUACCUAGAGAUGUUACGGUACCAAGCUAUUGGCAGCAACACAAAGAUUUACUUUGGUAGCAAUAUACCAAAUGUUUUCUGGGACCCUGCAGUCACUACCUCUGGACCAACCUGCUCAGACACAUCCAGCAAGCCUGAUAAACAGAAAUGACGAUGAACACUGUAUUAAGGUCGUGAAUGUUUAUAAAUGGAAUAGAAGAGUUCAUAACAUCACAGGGUGCCUUCUCUCUCAGUUGAACAUCACUCUGCUGCACCAGCAUUUUCUCUUUAUGUUCUAGCUGCAUAGAUAUUUAAUAAAAUAGUUAAAGUAUUUAGUUUCUAUCUAGCUCACAGAUAUUUAAUAAAAUAGUUAAAGUAUUUAGUUUCUAUCUGGCUUGGCACAGACCAUUCUACUGUUAGUAUAAGCCUGUUACUUUUGUGUUAAUUUUUUUUUUAAGUCUUCACAUUUUAUCUGUUGUUUUGUUUGGUAAGUUUUUUAAAAUUUGUUUUACAAAAAAAAAAAAAAAAAAAAAGGUUCAAGCUUUCAAGUGCUACGUUACUUCAACUUUUAUCAUGUCUGCCUGUUCUUGUGCAUAUCAAUUUGAACUGUUCCAAUUCUAUGUCUUUGUUUGAUAAUUGUAUUAUUAAACAUAUAAUCAAAAAUUAGCCCCAUUAAUUCAAAGGCCAGGGUGUCAGUCAGCUUAAAUACUUUAUUAAAACCUUUUUGGAUUUAAAAGUUUUUGAUUUGAUUGGGGGUUUUUUUUGGUGGGAGCACAAUUUAAUUUGUUGUAAACUUAUGCUUUUAGUGAUGGGUGUCAAGUGAAAAGUCAAAGUCCAAUAUUAAUCUGGCAUCUAUAGAAAUCCUGUUUUAUUGUAACUGUAACUGGGCCUCUAUUUGUUUUUCUCCAUGGACAUUUUACAUAACUUUAUACUCAAAAAAAAACCUAAUUAUCUAUAUUUAUAGUGCAAUCUAGAUGGGUAAAACAAAAAUUGAUGAAACUCUUAGAUUAGACAGGCAUCUUUUAAAGUUGCAAGUUUUCUUUAUGUCAGAGAGUUCAGUUAUUAUCAUAGGAAUUUCAUUCCAAUACUACUCUACACUGUUGUUGUUUGUGACAGUUUUAAUCUGUCAGUACAUUUUAUCUGAUGCAUUUCUUGUGUCCAGUAUGUGAAGUUAACUUUAAAUACCUAUUUUCUGUCAUAUAAAAGUGUUAAGUAGAUAUUGUGUAAUAUCUACAUUGAUUAGGUCUAUUUCCUGUCUAUUAAGAGUGAGAUUUUAAUAAGUACUACUUUCCAAGUUUAGGGACAUUGUGAGUAUGUUUCAUAUUUUUAGCAUAUAAUGUAAUGAUUAUAUAACAGAAUAAAAGGGACAGAAAAAAAAAGAUAUCAAGUUAAGUCUUAGUUUUAGAAAACUAAGAAAGCUUAAAUUGAGAGAAAUACUUUUGAAAGAUGUAUAUUGUGGAGUGGCAGAAAAUGCUAUUUUCAAAUGUGUAUUAGUGUGUCUAAGCUGAACCUCUAACAUGUUGGUGAAUUUAGUUUUUUGAAGUUUUGUUUAAGAUGGUUUGAAAAAGCUUGGUAUGAAGUGAGUGUUUUUGUCUAUCAGUGAAUCCAACCUUAUGUUGAUUCUGACUUUUGAGGGAUAGUUUGAAAGUUGUAUGUGUACAUGUGCCAAAAAAAGAUAACCCUGUAAUAUACUUGGCAUAAUGCUUAGAUUCAAGUCUAUAUUGAACCAAGAUUUGUGGGGUGAAAUGUUUGAAAUAUUAAAGUAUUUUGUUUAUAUUUUAAUUCCAUAAGCCUAGCUAUUAAACAAUGUUCCAUUGUAAUUUUUUUUUUGUUUUACUUGAAAGUAGUGCAUUUGUUGUACUGUUGUGAAUGAGAAAUCUCAAGAAAUGAAAGCUACAAUGAAAUAUACAUGUAUUUUUAUUAUGUUGAGAGCGUAAAAUAAGUUGUCAUGUGAAAACUUACAUUUCCCAUUGUGUUGACAAAUUUUGUGACAUCACAAUUAUAAUCAAAUCUGCAACAUUGUUUCUAAUUAGUCCUGAUUUUUAUUGGCUUAUUUUUCUACCAUUGUUUGCUUUUUAUUUUUUUUUUUUAUUUGUACAUCACACAGUUUCAUUUAAUCAGAGGAGAUGUGACCUUAGAGUUUUUUUGUUUUUUUCUUGCUGAUGUUUUUUUUUUUUUUUUUUUUGAAAUUUUUUAAAUAAUAAAUUUAAUAAUAUGCAGGCAUCGGAGAUACUAGUGAUAUUGUUUCAUUUCUUAUUGGAAAUUUUGAAAUGAAUUUUUAAACAUAUAAAUCAUCAUUUUUAAUUGUAAUUAUCUACAUUCUAUUCAGACCAUUUUUCCUGUCCCACUGAUGUAGGCUUAUCAAACACCUUUUUGAUAAUGUAAACCAAUUGUACUCAAGAUAUCUCCCAUCAAUCACCCCCCCCCCCCCACCCCCACUUUUUCAACAAAAAAAAAUACUUAAAAAAAAAAGCUGAGUAUAAGGUUGUUCAAAUUCAGGAAUGAUUUUUUAGUGGUCUUUUUAAAUUCAUCAUUGAAUAAUUGCUGAUUGAAUAUUGUUUGCAUUUGGCAUGUAAGUUUGAAUGUCACAAGUUGAGUGAGAAGUGCAGCUGCCAAACUGAGUGUUUUGCUAGACAAGCUGCACAUUUACUUGUUCAGUGAGUUGUGCAUUGAAAUGUGAUGUAUAUCUGACAAGUAUAUAAACAUCUUGUCUUGUACCAAAGCUCUGUGUUACAAAAAGGUGUCUACUACAUAGCUCUUUGUCUUUGGUCACUUUUAACAAAUUUUAAUAAAUUAUAAGACUUGUUA